CGACUGCGUUUCCGCCGCCUUGACACGUCGCAGCUUUGCAGGGAGUAGCUGGUGAGCGGCGGAGGGAGAGGAGGCCACCGCGCUGAGCUGCAGUAACGGCAGGGGAGGGCUUGGCUCUACCUACCUUCAGCGGAGGCGCACACACCCAAAAUAAAAGAGAUGGCCUAACCGCGUUGUGUUGUCAGUGGUUUAUCAGCUGUAAGCUACCCGGACCAGAGGGGUGUGAACGCCACACAUCAGGGCGCAGAGAUGAGUGUCACCUCCUGGUUCCUGGUGAGCAGUGGGGGAACUCGCCACCGACUCCCCCGAGAAAUGAUAUUUGUCGGGCGGGACGACUGUGAGCUCAUGCUACAGUCUCGGAGUGUGGAUAAGCAGCAUGCAGUCAUCAACUAUGAAGCUGGAACUGAUGAGCAUAAAGUCAAAGACCUGGGCAGCCUCAAUGGGACUUUCGUAAACGACGUUCGCAUUCAGGAGCAGAUGUACAUCACACUGAAACUUGAGGACAAGCUGAGAUUUGGAUAUGAUACCAACCUGUUUACGGUGGUGAGAGGAGAGCUCACCGUGCCUGAGGAGGCUUUAAAGCAUGAAAAGUUCACCAGUGGCCUCCAGUUUAGCAAGAAACCAGCCAACGGGGAAACCACUUCUAACACAACCUCUCGCAAGUCUCCGUCUAAAACCCCCACAAAGACUCAGAAGCCCCCCUCCAGCUCCGUGUCGGGGGAAAACCGGGCAGCAGAUGGGAUCACCUCCUCCAGGGAACCACCAGCCAAACAUGUGGACUCGGAGAAAGGAGAGGACAAAAUAGCAGAUGUGACGGCGCUGCCUCGUGGGACUCCGUUGUACGGCCAGCCGUCCUGGUGGGGAGACGGAGACGCAGACGAUGAAAACUCCUUCAAACAGGAAUCCAAGUCCUGUUCGUCCAAAAAACAGGACAGCUUCAUUUCAGAGGGCAAAGACGCACAUCGAGGAGGAAAAGAGGAUCUUCAUGCAUCCACGGCCCACGUUUCCAGUUAUUUUGAGAUUCCUAACAAGGACGGUCACAUGGCCAAUAAUGGCAUCCAUGAGAUUCCCACCAAGGACACAGACAGUGCAGCCGCUAACAGCCACGCUGCUGCAGCCGCACAGGGUCACGCCUCCUUCACUAUAGAGUUUGACAACACCUCUCCAGGGAAAGUCACCAUUAAAGACCACGUGUCAAAGUUCACUUCAGACCACCAUAGAUCACGCUCCAAGAGGAGUGGAGCGGGGAGUGGAGGAGCAAGAGACCUCAGCACGCUGCAAGCCGCCAUGGUGGCCUCAGAGACCAAGGUGGCUGAUUGGCUGGCUCAUAACGACCCCACGCUCGUCCGUGGAGACUCCACGGAGGAUGACAGCAAGAGCAUCAAGAGUGACGUCCCCGUCCAUCUGAAGAGACUCAAAGUAGGAAGUAAACACGAGGAUGGCACCCAGAGCGACUCAGAGAACGGACUGGGCCUUCGCUUCGCCAGUCGACGCCACGCCCUCGAGGAACGCCUGAAAACGGCACAUGGCCACACCGCGGGAGCAACGGGAACGGCGGUGGGGAACACAACCGUGGGCGGGGCCAGAGCGACUGGAACUCGCACGGCUUUCAUGAUCGAGUUUUACGACGAGGAAAACCCUCGCAAGCGGCGGUCGUAUUCCUUUUCCCAGACGGCGCCGCUGCUUCCGGGAGGCGCUGGAGGCGAGGGCCUGUGUCCUCAGCCGCCCUCGCACCCAAAGGUGUUCAGCAUCUCCACGUCUGCCACUACAGCCUCAGAAUCAGGUAAAGUCCCAGCUCCAAUACCAGCAACGGUGACCGUUGGCGCCCCGACAGCGGCCCGAGUUCUCCUCAAGCAGAGGUCCGAGGAUCCCAGCAUAGGUCGGAGCUCAGCCAGCACCGGACUGGCGACCGGCAGCCCCACCACCCCCAGUGAGGACGCCUCACUCCUCAGCAGGGAAGCUCGUCCUGCUGGUGGAGAAGCGGAGGACGAUCACAGCGAUAAGGGGACCUACACCAUCGAGCUGGAGAACAGCAAUCCGGAGGAGGAGGAGGCCAGACGCAUGAUCGACAAGGUGUUCGGGGUCCAGGAUAAGACGGAGAACUCUGUUUUAUCAGAGCUGAAAAAGACAGGAAAAGGAAAGGAGUCGACCGUACCUGGAAAAGAGGCUCUCACCGGUGACUCGAGCUGGGUUUCUCAGUGGGCCAGCGUAGCUGCCAGUCACACCAGGAUGGACCCGGAGGGUUCUGGAGCAGAGGCAGCAAAUUUCAUCCACAAAGAGAGAGGAACUGAAGCCUUUGAGUCUGGAGCCGCCCUCACCAAAGGUGAAUCUUCCUCCAGCUCGACUGAACGUAAAUGCAGGACCCUCCCCCAGCUUCCCGUGGAUGACCCCCAGUCCAAAUCCAGCUCAAAAGCUGCCAGAUCUGACAUAGGGGAGAAGCAGGACACCGAGCCGCAGGAGAAAGAAAACAAGGGAGACGGCGAGUCUCCGAUUCCUAUGGAGGACACGGUGAUGAUCAGUAAAUGUAAACAGAGUCCCGCCUCGUCUCCAUCCAAGAGUCCUUACCGAAGCUCGGGUGGAACGGAAAGAAGGAAGAGAUCAGAGGAGAGGAAAGGAGGAGGAGAAGAAGAGAAGGGUGGGAAACCUCUUGUCCGGCAGGGCAGCUUCACCAUUGAGAAGCCCAGCUCGAAUGUCAACGCUGAGCUCAUUCCUCGCAUAAACAGAGGCGCGAGUGGACGCGAGCGCAGUGACUCUGUGGGCAGCAUGGACACUGCAACGCUGCUGAAGGACACUGAAGCCGUCAUGGCCUUUCUAGAGGCCAAACUGAGGGAUGAGAACAAACUGAGCCAGAAAAGUACCAAAGCUCAGGCUCCUGGACUCCCGUCUCGGACCGACUCCAUCUCCCCUGAAUCGGACGUGGACACGGCCAGCACGGCCAGUCACGCCGCUGGAGAAGCGGAGGGUAAAGCAGCAGCUGGCGGCAUGCAGAAAAGGCGCUCUCUGAGCAGCAUGCACCGAGAGAAGAGCAACAUGAGCACCUCAUCCAAGACCAGCACCUUAAACGCGAGCGCCCGUGAACGCUUGGAGAGGAAAUCCAAGAGCCGAACGGCUGAAGCAACAUCUCGAACUGAUGCCCGCCGCUCUACUCAAGCGUCCACAACAUCCUCUAGAGCUCAGCAGCCUUCUCUAGAUCUCACUGACGAUGAUCAGACCUCUUCCUUCCCCAUAUCUGACAUCCUUUCUUCAGAUCAGGAAACCUAUUCUGGACCUUUGGGGCACUCUGCACUCCGACGCGGCUCAGAAGAUGUUCUCUAUUCUAAAGCUGACAGCAGAACUGGUAAAACCUCAGCAAGCGGUUCUUCCAAACCCAGCCGGACUCUUCAGGCAGCCACAACCUCCUCCCUGAACAAGCAGGCCUCCCUGCCUCAGCCACGGCCCACCAGGGCCUCCCUCCUUCGCCGCGCUCGGCUCGGCGACACAUCCGACACAGAUCUAGCCGAUGCAGACCGGGUUUCCGUGGCAUCUGAGGUCUCCACCACCAGCUCUACCUCCAAGCCGCCGAGCGGUCGGAAGGGAAUGUCACGGCUCGACUUGCUGGCUCAGCCGCGGAGAAACCGACUCGGCUCGAUAUCAGCUCGCAGCGACUCCGAAUGCACAACCACGCGAAGCUCCACCUCCUCAACGCGCCUGUCCGCUGAGACCGCUCUACGCCUCGGCCUGCGCUCCUCAGCACCUUCAGAGAACAGACUGACUCCCAGGAUGAGAGCCAACAGCGUUUCCAAACUGAACGAGGCCAAGAGUAAGACCACGACAGCGGGAUACUGCUCACCCACAGAGAGCUUUCAGCCUGAACCUGCAGCUGCUGAUGCAGAGGAAGAGCUGAUGGUGUCCAGCAGCAGUCGGUGGAGGCGUUUGCCCCCGGAGUACGGCUCCACCUCCGAGGAAGAGUUUGGAUCCAGCAGAAAUUCCCCCAAGCACGGACCUCGACCCCACUCGCGGCCCCAUCACCUGGUACCUCACCGCAGCUCCAGACUCGGCUCCACCACCAGCUCGGGCGCAGUGGCAUCCGCAACCGGCGGAGCGGGGAUCAAGUACCGCAUGAAGGAGCAGGAGGAGUACAUCAGGGACUGGACGGCACACAGCGAGGAAAUAGCCAGGUUAUUCCCCUGUGUGCGCAGGAUCAGCCAGGACUUGGCUAAAGACUUGGCUGUCCUGGCCCGCGAGAUCCACGAUGUGGCAGGCGAGAUUGACUCGGUCAGCUCGUCUGGCACGGCGCCCAGCACCACUGUCAGCACGGCGGCCACCACGCCGGGAUCGGCCAUCGACACCCGGGAAGAGGUAGGCCCAGCACGUGCUGUGCAGCCGGACAUACAGGAGAGCAUGAAGAAGCUGGUGGAUCGAGUAUUCGAUGAGAGUCUGAACUUCAGGAAGAUCCCACCUGUUAUUUCCACCAAGAAGGCGCCAGAGAUCAACGGUAAACCCGUGGAGCAUCGGCCGCAAGCUCCUGACAGCGCAGAGCCCCGAGCCUUAAGGAGACGCACCUGGAAUCGAGAGGAGGCGGUGUUGGACAGCUUACUCAUACAUUCAGUGUCUCAGCUCUCAACCAAGAUCAGACACUCUGUCGACAAAACAGCAGGAAAGAUCAGGAUUUUGUUCAAGGAUAAGGACAGAAACUGGGAAGAAAUUGAGAGUAAGCUGAAAUCAGAAAGUGACGUACCACUUCUUAAAACCUCAAACAAGGAAAUCUCCUCCAUUUUCCUUGAGCUGAAAAGAGUAGAGAAGCAACUCCAAGUGAUCGACGUGAUGGUAGAUCCAGACGGAACUUUGGACGCCCUGGCGAGCCUCGGCCUGACCACCCCGACCACUCCAACCAGACCGACGUCUGCUAAAACGUCCCCCACCAGCCCGGGAUCGGCCCCUCCAGCCAAAGAGCCUCUGCCAGAAAUCUCUUGUGGACCUCGGAGUUCAGCAGCCUCCUCCAAGGGUCCAGCUUCUUCUUCUGAAGUGAACGCACAAGGCGUCUGCGCGGGUUUGGGCUUAGCGGGAGUCGGAGGACUGCCCUUCAGCCGCAUGCGACCGAGCGGCGAGGAGGCGAUCGCACAGAAAUGAGCAGCACCUUUACAGGAAACUUCUAACAAGCCUGAAAAAAGAAAAAAAAUGUUUUUAAAAAAUACAGCGGCCAUUCUGACAGUUUUAUUACUCAAGUAUAAUUACUUCUUUGCGUCACUCUCCAAUACUCGACUGUUUCUUGUACAUAUCAGCCACCAUAGGUCCUAACAAACUGACGAUAACUUCUUUCAUGCUUGCUAUCCUUCUUUUUGCCUUCUUCACGUGUCUGGACCCUUCCUGCACUAAGGACAUGCCUUAAGAAAAACCGUAGCAGCUGAUCUCCCCAUGCAAGAGUGUCAAACCAUAAGCUUUGAUUUUAAACCCACUGCAAUAAUUGAUAUGCUGCAAAGAAUGUUCUGUCAUCAAGGAACCACUGACAUGCUUUAAGCCCUGAAAUGUUUAGUUUUUCCUGUGUGCUCCUGCUGCAGUAGCAUGUACAGGUUACAGGGAUGCUUCUCACUAGAAAACAUGUUUUGGAGCCAAAAACAGGACUUUUUAUCUCUUUUUGAGUCAUGAGAAGUUUUAAAGUUACAGUGAAAAAUUAUGUUUGUAUUUGUUUUGUUUUAUACGUUAUUUUUUAAGUUCCUAAUUGGCUGUUUUUAUUUUUUUUUUUUCAUUUUACUGUUAAAGCUAAAUGUUUAAUAAGACAAUUUUAAACUUUUUAGGGAUUUGCUUUAGCAGAUUUGUAUUUUUUUGUACACAAAAACGGCUAAAAAUCAUUUUUAUGAAGGUGCCAUGAAACAAAGCAGCCUACAAAAAGAUUUAUUGAUAAAAAAAAUGUUUUUUUUUAUUAUUUUCACCCUUCGCUUUAUACGUUUUCAUUGAUCAGUGUAAAUACUAAUCUUCUUUUCCAGUCAGGAGGAAGCUCCAAUCUCCAUUUUCCCUUAAACUUUGAUGCCUACAUUAUUUCCUAACCUCUCUGCAGAAGUCUGUGUCUAGACUAGAGUAAGACUACGUAAAGACGGUGUAUUUGUUUCUAGAAAUUAGUGGAUUUAGGUACCAGAGUAAGUGUUCGUUCCCUUCUCAUUCAACGUUUAUUCUUUUGCCUCAAAGUGCCCGUAUUCACUCUGUAAGGGCAUUAUUGAUGAAGGUUAUCACAAACAUGUUGCACAUCAAGCUGGGGGAAAAUGAAGUAACGGUCUGCGUCGGGUGAUGCUAUCGCCUGAUUUCAGACGUCUGAAGUGAUUCUCCGUCAAUGAAGCCUCUAAAUAUUUUUGUCUCAUGUUUCUAAGGAAAGCCUGUGAAUGCUAGGUACAUGUUUUCUUUUUGUUUCAUCAGAUCAGUGUUGUCAUUUGUUUUUCCUAUUUUUGUAAAGAAAUUUUACCAUUUUAUUUAUUUUUGUUUUGUGGAUGUUUUAAUGCAUUUUAUAUUUGAAUAUCCACGUUAUUGGUAAUAAAACGAGCCGUUUCAGUUGUCGUCAAGAGAA
Molecule: messenger RNA, 6535 nt
Organism: Oryzias melastigma (Indian medaka)
Lineage: Eukaryota; Metazoa; Chordata; Actinopteri; Beloniformes; Adrianichthyidae
Gene: cep170aa
Product: centrosomal protein 170Aa
Exons: 23
Coding region: 250-5109 (1619 amino acids)
Cellular component (GO): centriole
Molecular function (GO): protein binding
Source: RefSeq, a predicted model, not a curated record